Molecule: messenger RNA, 1434 nt
Organism: Suillus paluster
Lineage: Eukaryota; Fungi; Basidiomycota; Agaricomycetes; Boletales; Suillaceae
Product: 614 534 cytochrome P450
Exons: 17
Molecular function (GO): heme binding; iron ion binding; monooxygenase activity
Source: RefSeq, a predicted model, not a curated record
AUCGGAAACCUGCUUCCGCCGACGCCUUUGUUGACCCUAGGCCAUGAUCAUACUUGGCUUCUGAAGUAUAGCCCCUUCGCGGAGAGGGGCCUCGAUAUAAUUUCCUCUGUGGCUUGUUGGCCGAAAGCGAUAGGAUCGCUGAUGAUAGCAGACGCCGGUGUAAUCAAGGACAUCGUUUGGUCUCGCGGAGGACGCUUCCCGAAACCUCUACACCAGUAUGCCGUCUUAGCAGUCUUUGGAAGGAAUAUCAUUGUUUCCGAAGGCGAUGAAUGGAAGCGUUACCGCAAGGUUGUCGCACCUGCGUUUUCAGAAAGGAAUAACAGAUUGGUCUUCGAGACAACGACACAGAUCAUGCUUGGCCUUUUUGAUACAGUAUGGGCCGGACAAGAUGAAGUGGUUGUAGACCACGCCGUAGACUUGACUUUGCCGAUUGGCUUGUUCGUGAUCGGCGCUGCAGGCUUUGGACGCCCGAUAUCCUGGAAAGAGGACAAUGUGGUCCCACUUGGCCACCAGCUGACCUUCAAAGAUGCUCUCCAUACAGUGACACAGGACCUUUCCAUUAAAUUAUUAGUCCCGAAAUGGGCCAUGGGACUCACUAGGCGUUUCAGGCAUACAAGACUUGCAUUCGAUGAACUGCAUCAAUACCUUACUGAGAUAAUUCAAGAACGCCUAGAAUCCCAGCACAAGGAAGACAACAACGAUCUAUUAUCUAGUUUGUUGGCAGCAAACGACGAUGAGAAUUUGUCAAAGGGCGAAGUCAAGCUAAGCGACAGCGAAUUAAUCGGCAAUGUCUUCAUAUUUUUAGUCGCGGGACACGAGACGACAGCGCAUUCUUUGGCUUUUGCGUUCGGACUGUUGGCUUUAUAUCCUGAUAAGCAAGAGGAAUUGUACCAGCACAUCAAGCGAGUAUUACCUGAUGGAAGAAUUCCUACUUACGACGAUAUGCCGUCACUGACCUACUCGUCUGCCGUGUUCAACGAGACAUUACGGAUGUUCCCCCCUGUCGCCGUUGUGCCAAAGUUCAACGCCGAAGACACAUCCUUCACCCUCACAGAUGAGAACGGGACGAUGAAAACGAUCGCUGUGCCUCAAGGAUUUGCUCUUACGCUGGAUGUACCUGGGCUUCAUUACAACCCGAAGUACUGGGAAGAUCCAUACGCGUUCAAACCUGAGCGAUUCUUGGGUGACUGGAAUCGGGAUGCAUUCUUCCCCUUCAGUGGUGGUUACAGAGCAUGUGUGGGAAGAAAGUUCUCGGAAACGGAGGGAACGGCUGUUCUGACUAUUUUGCUUUCGCGAUAUACCAUUUCCAUCAAGGACGAGCCGCAGUUUGCUGGCGAAACAUUCGAGCAGCGUAAGGCGAGAGUACUCAACGCACGAAGUCAGCUCACCCUAGCACCGACCCGCCUUCCCCUGGUGUUCAGACGAAGAUCUUGA